CCUCCCAGAAAUCGAUCAUGCAGAGCAGAACUUUGAGUGUUGUGACCCCUUCGUAAGUCUACAAAAUUAGUUUGCAAAAUGACUAAUCCAACUAAAAUGACAACAACCGUGUUCCCGACGACAAACACAACAAAUAUAACUCAUUAUGAAAUGCCAAGAAACUUCCACGUYUUAAUAGGCAUUUGGAUUUUUAUGUUUGUUUACAUCUUUCUGGUGGCCAUUGCAACUGUAGUGGUCAACAGCUUGACACUGUACGCCAUCUACAAAGAUCCUCUCAAAUGCUUCCGAAAUCCUUUGGCGGUGUUYGUGACAGGAGCCUUGGUCGCUGAUCUUGUAACUGGUYUGAUAGGCGAGCCUGUUAUGGUUGCUGGGAUCUCGCACGCCUGGCGAACCGGCGAAGACAUUGGCAUCCACGUCCUCAUCGUUGGCUUUGUUGUGUUUGCAGCUUCAACAGCCGUUUCUUUCCUCACGUUACUAGCAUUAGCUAUCUGCCAGUUGCUUGCCAUCGGAUGGGUACAACGUUAUGAGCGUUGUGUGAGUAAUCGCUCGGCCAAGAUUGGAAUCGGAGUCAUUUGGACUAUCACAAUCAUUUUAUGUAUUGCGUUAGCGAUURUGACCGUKUGGUUUGUAAUUGGGAUURYGCUCAUCCAGGUGACCCUCAUUACUAUCGCACUGGUUAUCAUCUACAUCGUUUCGUACCAUGUCUUCCGCAAGAGRGUCAACCGCCAGGAAAAUCCUCUGGAAAGUCAAGUCGUGACAAAGGAAUUCAUGAAGGGAACUUUUUUGCUGGUGCUGGUUCAGAUUCUAACCGUUUGGCCCUAUAUUGCSUGUUCAAUUGCAAUUCCCAUUUAUUAUGCAUCUAACAGAAGAAGUGCUCAAGGCUGGGUCAACGUGGAAAUUGUCCGUGCCGUAUGCACUAUGCUGUUUCUUGCAAAGUUYGUUGCAGAUCCCAUCAUCCUUGUGUGGCGCAUUCCAAAGUAUAAAAAGUCAUUGAAGAUCRUCUAUGCAGGCURCUUGAAAUGCUGUGGUUGUGUUAAAGAUGAUCAAGAAGGAAGAGCAGCCUACAACGAGACCAGACGAGAAGACUUUGAGGAAGAYUCACAGGAUAAUAUCAAUGUGGAAGUGAUUUAGACAAUUAAUCCAAAUACACUUUCACAAAAAAAUCCACAGGAAAAACAAAAACUUCAAAGGCUGCUCAGCAUUGCGCUAAGGAGCUAUAGCAAAAAAGAAAAGAAUUUUGAAUAGAAUUUCCUCCUACAUUAUGAGUUUUAAUAAUGGAAAUAACAGGGGAUUAGCUGAUAGAGCAAGUUAGGAUUUGCAUUGUCCUGUUUGCUAUUUUCAGGGUAUAUUUAUAUACCUGUACAUUUACAAUUUUUGCAACAGGAUUAUUAUCAAACUUAAUUAAUAUUUUGAUCUUACCAUCCUUAGCAUUGCUGCACAACCAGCUCAGACAUUUAAGUCAAAACCACUGGUGGUAAACACCAAAGUUUAGAUUUGUUUGCUGUUGGGAGUUUGUUGCAUACCACAACUUUUAUCUGGACUGAUUGCCAUAAUGAGCAGCAAUGCAGACAAUAGUAAUUGCACUUCUGCAACAAAUGCACAAACGCUAUAUUCCAAAGAAGUGUAGCUAAUUAAUAUAUGUAAAAUUACAGCUGAAAAUGAUCUCAAACUGUUGCUAGGCUACACAUAAUAGGGUUUCCGCCAGCAUUAAAGAAAAUUGUACAUUUUGCAUUACAUUGUAAACUUGUUAUUUUUAGUUUCAUGCAAAAUUUGAAAUCACCAAUUAGCAUUUUGAAUUAAGUUUCUGUACUUGUGAUAUUUUUGCAGUUGUGACCAGUUGUAACAAAAUUCGAAUUUUUUUGCACAAAUCAAAAUAAAUCAAUUGUUGUGAAGUUGGGCUCCCUGUGGAAAUCAGCGACGUAAGUAGCCCCGCCCAGAGCGAUCAUGCAGAACAAAGAAAAGCUCAAACAUGCCUGCAGUGCAGUUAGAAUCUAGUUAGAAUCUUCUGGUGUUAUUUGUAAAAUGAACAAUCUAACAACAACAAGCAUCGCUCCAACAACUAACACUUCUCAUAGCAUGCCAUCUUACAUUCACACGUUGUACGGAUUUUGGAUCUUUCAGCUCGUCUACAUCUUCUUCGCCGCCAUUGCAACGAUCGUUCUCAAUGGGUUGACGCUUUUUGCCAUCUACAAAGAUCCCCUGAAGUGCUUCAGAAAUCCUUUAACGAUUUUUGUAACAGGAGUUUUGGUCGCUGACUUCUUAACCGGUCUUCUUGGCGAGAUAACGAUUGUGGCUGGGAUUUCUCAUGCCUGGCGAACUGGUAGUCAAGUUGGCCUAGGAGUCCUGCUCUAUGGAAUCGUUGUGUUUUUAAUAACAGUCUCUAUAUCAUUCUACACACUGUUAGCGUUAGCUAUCUGCCAACUGUUAGCUAUUGGUUGGGUGCCCCGUUAUGAACGAACCGUGAGUGUUCGUUCGGCUAAGAUUGGAAUCGCCAGUAUUUGGAU
Molecule: messenger RNA, 2504 nt
Organism: Exaiptasia diaphana
Lineage: Eukaryota; Metazoa; Cnidaria; Anthozoa; Actiniaria; Aiptasiidae
Product: adenosine receptor A3
Exons: 1
Coding region: 79-1131 (350 amino acids)
Biological process (GO): G protein-coupled receptor signaling pathway
Cellular component (GO): membrane
Molecular function (GO): G protein-coupled receptor activity
Source: RefSeq, a predicted model, not a curated record